GCGUGGGGUCUUGCUCGUUGUCGCUCGAUCUCCAGCCGCGCGCUCUGCUUCGGAGACCUCAGGCUGCAGCCUGCUGACACAUCGGCGGGCGCCCUUGGCCUCUGCCUGGCAUGAACCGUUACCUGCUGCCGGUGUCGGUGCUGGGCACCAUGGUGGGUGGCGCCGUGCUGUUCAAGGACUAUGUCACCGGCGGGGUUUGCCCUAGCAAGUCCACCAUACCUGGGAAGACGGUCAUUGUAACGGGUGCCAACACAGGCAUUGGGAAAUACACUGCCUUGGAACUGGCUAAGAGAGGAGGCAACAUCAUCUUGGCCUGUCGUGACAUGGAGAAGUGUGAGGCGGCAGCGAAGGACAUUCGUGGAGAGACACUCAACCACCGCGUCAAUGCCCGUCACCUAGACUUGGCCUCCCUCAAGUCCAUCCGAGAGUUUGCAGCGAAGAUCAUCAAAGAGGAGGAGCGAGUGGACAUUCUGGUCAACAAUGCGGCUGUGAUGCGGUGCCCACACUGGACCACCGAGGACGGCUUUGAGAUGCAGUUUGGUGUCAACCACCUGGGUCACUUCCUUCUGACAAACUUGCUGCUGGACAAGCUGAAAGCCUCAGCCCCUUCACGGAUCAUCAAUGUUUCAUCCUUGGCCCACAUUGCUGGGCAUAUAGACUUCGAUGACUUGAACUGGCAGAAAAGGAAGUAUAAUACCAAAGAAGCCUACUGCCAGAGCAAGAUGGCUGUUGUCCUCUUCACCAAGGAGCUGAGCCGGCAGCUGCAAGGCACAGGUGUGACCGUCAAUGCUGUGCACCCUGGUGUGGCCAGGACAGAGCUGGGCAGACAUACUGGCAUGCAUAACUCUGCCUUCUCCAGCUUCAUGCUUGGGCCUUUCUUCUGGCUGCUGUUCAAGAGCCCCCAACUGGCGGCCCAGCCUAGCACCUACUUGGCGGUGGCAGAGGAACUGGAGGGUGUUUCUGGAAAGUACUUUGAUGGACUCAAAGAGAAGGCUCCAGCUCCUGAGGCUGAAGAUGAGGAGAUAGCCCGGAGGCUCUGGGCUGAAAGUACUCGCUUGGUGGGCUUGGAUGUGUCCCGUGGAUCUUCUGUGAAGGGGUAGGCUCUCCCCAGAUAAUGUCUGGAACAGGUUUGAAAGCCAUCUGUGUCUGACCCAGGAUGGGACUGCAAGGAAGGCCAAGGAUGCUGCCAGCCAUGCCUUUAUCAUCCUCUAAGGGGCAGAGUGGACCCAGCCUCCAGAGCAAGGAUGCUGGGUACCAGGUCGUAAUCAUCCUGUUCACACAGUGUUGACACUGUGAACCUGAAAACCCAAGGAUGCUGGCUCCCGUGCCCUUAUCAUCCUCUGGGGGCAGUGUUGGUACCAUGUGAGCCUCAAGACCAAGGAAGCUGCAUGCCACAGCCUCUGUACCUGAAGAUUAAGGGUGCUGGCUGCUCUGCCCUCACCCUCAUCCUCUAGGGGCAGUGUUGCACUGUGUGAGCCUGAAGACAAAGGGCACUGGAUACUAGAUGCCAUUCUUCUUCAUCCUCUAGGGGCAGCGUUGGCACUAUGAAUCUGAAGACCAAGGAUGCUGACUGCCAUGCCCUCAUUACCCUGUAGGGGCAGUGUGGCCCCCUCUUUCUGUUAGCUGGCCGCAGCAAAUUGGAUUGCCAGAGGGUCCCUGACUCCGGGUGGCUGCCAUGAUGUACCCUGCUGUCAGUGGGCGGCUGGGCCAUCAGGGGCCUCCAUUUGGAGUCUAAGGGGACUGACCAAGAGUGGCAUCAGCCCCUCUGGUUGUGGGCAAUGUCAGGAGAGAUAGUGGUGGAGUGUUUGGUGCACUGUUAAGAACAGGUUGUCUGAUAGUCAUGGUUCCCUGUGGGACCUGUACACGUCUGUCUCAUCUCUGAGCCUGGGCUCUCCAACUGUAAACUGUGCAGAAUAACUACCACCUCAUGGAUGGUGUGGUGAUGAAUGAGCUCUGUGAAAGGCAGCUCUGUGUCCCUUGUUGGCAAAUGUUUACCGAGGACCUUCCGUGUGCCAGGCCCUGGACUGAGGCGCUGGGAGACACUGAUCCUGGCCUUGUUACCACCAAAUUGCUCAGGAAGAUGUGGAGUGAAAUCCACAGCUGCUGUCACUGAGGACCAGGAUUACCAGGGAUCAUGACCUGCCCUCUUUUUCCUGUGGCAAUUUUAAUCUCAGGUUUUCAAACUUAUAUUUUAAUAAUAAU
This is a messenger RNA of Castor canadensis (American beaver), 2202 nucleotides long. RefSeq names its product retinol dehydrogenase 13 (gene Rdh13). Gene Ontology annotation, molecular function: oxidoreductase activity. NCBI's taxonomy places the organism in Eukaryota, Metazoa, Chordata, Mammalia, Rodentia, Castoridae. The record is from RefSeq and is a predicted model, not a curated record.